UUUUCAGAAAAUACAAAAUCUGUUUGUUGUUUUGUUUCCAAGUGUAAGAUAAUCUAUUAAUAUAAUUAAGUUAAUUGUUUAUAAGGUGAAAUGGGAAAAUUUCGUAACAAUGUGGUACCUAAUGUACAUUUCCACAAGGAUUGGCAAAAGUAUAUAAAGACUUGGUUCAAUCAACCAGCCCGAAAGGCUCGAAGAGCAAGGACCCGAUUAACUAAAUCUAAACCAAAUUCCCUCAAGCCUGUUGUUAGUUGUCCUACCAUGAGGUAUAAUAUCAAAAAGCGACUUGGACGAGGCUUUUCAAUCACUGAAUUAAAGGCUGUCGGUAUGUCCGUUGGUUAUGCUCGAUCUAUUGGUAUCUCGGUUGACCCAAGACGUAAAAACAAAUCAAAUGAAAGUGUUGAAAGUAACAUCCAUCGUCUCAAGGUUUACAAGAAUAGACUUCAAAUUGUUUCAAGACCUGGCAAGAAGAACAAGAAACCCGCUGGUGCCCCAGAAGUAGACAAAUUAACCACCACCAUUAGAGGAAAAAUCAUGCCCCUUAAAGCCAAGAGGAUCACCAUCACUCGGCGAGUUGUCGAUAAAAGAAUGGCCAAAUUCAAGCCUUUCCAAUUGACCCGAAUGGCCAGAAAGAAGGAACGUCUUGUAGGUUACAGAGAAAAGAAGGCUAAAGAAGCCGCUGAAAGUCUAGAUGGUCCUGGAAAGAAGUAAAUUAAGUCAUCCGUAUCUUCUGCUAUCAAAUCAAUUUACAAAUUGUCAAAAAAUUAAACUUGAUAACAAAAUAUCAA
Panonychus citri (citrus red mite) is the source of this 785-nucleotide messenger RNA. RefSeq names its product 60S ribosomal protein L13-like. Lineage: Eukaryota; Metazoa; Arthropoda; Arachnida; Trombidiformes; Tetranychidae. Gene Ontology annotation, biological process: translation. Gene Ontology annotation, molecular function: structural constituent of ribosome; RNA binding. Gene Ontology annotation, cellular component: ribosome; cytosolic large ribosomal subunit. The record is from RefSeq and is a predicted model, not a curated record. The transcript has a single exon. The coding region runs from base 91 to 708 and encodes 205 amino acids.